Habropoda laboriosa is the source of this 1521-nucleotide messenger RNA. Its product is annotated as MDS1 and EVI1 complex locus protein EVI1-like. The record is from RefSeq and is a predicted model, not a curated record. The coding region runs from base 169 to 1521 and encodes 450 amino acids. Lineage: Eukaryota; Metazoa; Arthropoda; Insecta; Hymenoptera; Apidae. The transcript has 2 exons.
CGAACGCGUGAUCGAGAGGAAACAAAAGGAACAGGUGAACGAAAGUGAGAAACCGUUCACCGGAAGUGCAGCGGCCAGCUACCCCCGGCUUCAAGGUCGUGGAAUGACGCAUAAGAUCAUCCCGAGCGACGAGCAGGAGCAAGGCCGAGGGUGACAGAAGCGGUGGUGAUGAGCGGAUAUCUCGGUAACAUCACCCUGCCCCCAACGUUGUUGCACGACCCGAAGUAUCCUCCAGCCAUGCGGGAGAAAGACUCGAGUCCGAGAAAAAUGCCGGGCCACAUUAGCCCAAAACAAGCCAGCAUCUAUCCCCUAAGCGUUCGCGUUCCGGACGUCGAAGAAUUGCCAUACGACUUGAGUCACGGCCACGGUCGUGGUCUCUCGAGUCCGACGAAUCAACAGCAACACCAGCAACAGCCUCACAUGAGCCCAGCUGCCAGACCACCUCAAACUCACCAUCAAGAAGAUCUCGACUGCGAACCUCUCGAUCUUCGCGUGGAUCACAAAAAGGAAAGACUCACGGAUGAGAAUCAGAACGAGAUAGAAGUUCUAAAUCAGAACAGUCUCGGCGGAAGUCUUCCCUAUCACACAGUACUAUUCCCUCAGCAUCAUGCAGUUCAUCCAUUGGUCCUCGAAGCUAUGUACAGAUCGCACCACCAUAGUUCAUCCUCUGUUCCGGAUCUACCUAAGAUUCAAGUCAGAGCUCUGCCAACAAUGGUACCAUUACCGCCCAACAGAUUCUCCUCUACCACUUCUUCCACCUCGUCGUCUUCCUCGCAAGCAGCAGCGAGAGUUCCAAGUCCUUCGAGCGGACAACAACACCCGCCGCAGCAACAGAGUCAUUCCAGUCAACAACAGCAACAGCAACAACAACCACCCUCCAAUCUUCCACCGUACUCGAUCAGCGUCCAGGCUGGUCUGAAACCGAAGGACAGAUACUCGUGCAAAUUCUGCGGUAAAGUGUUCCCUCGAUCAGCCAAUCUGACGAGACACCUGAGGACUCACACCGGUGAACAACCGUACAAAUGCAAAUACUGUGAAAGAAGCUUCAGCAUUUCCAGCAAUCUCCAGCGUCACGUCAGGAAUAUUCACAACAAGGAGAAACCAUUCAAAUGUCCACUCUGCGAGAGAUGUUUCGGUCAACAGACCAAUCUGGAUAGACAUUUGAAGAAGCACGACGCCGAUGGACCGACGAUACUGGACGAAGUUAGGUCGAGGUACCAUGGACAGCUACCGAGAGCGGAUGAAUCUUACUUCGAAGAGAUUCGUAGCUUCAUGGGCAAGAUCACUUCGCAGAGACAAGGAAUACCGUAUUUCCCUGGGCUGUUGGGUCACGGAGGAGACGAUUUCAGGAACGACAAGCAACAGCUUCAGUUAGAAGAGAAGAGAGGCGAUUCUUCCUAUUUCAGCGACAGGGACAAUCUUAGCUCGAGGUCGAGCAGCACAGCCAGCAGGCCGGAGAGUGUCCAGGAGGAACAGAGGGAGGUUAAUUCUCCGCCGUUGUCACCGGGAAACAACACCUGA